Cuscuta europaea is the source of this 3759-nucleotide messenger RNA. The record is from the annotation of a GenBank genome assembly. Lineage: Eukaryota; Viridiplantae; Streptophyta; Magnoliopsida; Solanales; Convolvulaceae.
CUUGGUCCAGCGUUUUACCUUUAUUGAAGCUAACAAGAUAGGGUUCAUAUAUUGGAAGUUCUUCUUGGCGCAAAAAUGAAACUUGUAGUGCGAGUGAUAGAGGCACGAGAUAUACCUGCAAUGGACCCAAAUGGGUUCAGUGAUCCCUAUGUGAAGUUGCAGGUUGGGAAGCAGAGGUUCAGGACCAAAGUGGUGAAGAAAUGUUUGAAUCCGUCAUGGUGUGAUGAGUUCAUCUUUCGGGUAGAUGAUCUCAAGGAAGAACUGGUCAUCUCUGUUCUGGAUGAAGAUAAGUACUUCAAUGAUGAUUUCAUUGGUCAACUUAAAAUCCCCAUUUCUCGUGUUUUUGAAGCACCACAUAAGUCGCUUGGCACGUCUUGGUACCCAUUACACCCAAAGAGUAAAAGGGCUAAGAAUAGGGAUUGCGGACAAAUUUUUCUCACUAUAUGUUUCUCGCUAAACAACAUUUCGCCAGACUUGCAAUCAAGAUGUGAUCCUGCUACAUUACCAAAGAAGUAUGAUGAUACGCCAAGUGGAUCCCCAGCCAGGUCCUACAAUGCCACUGUGAGAUCACUUUCCCCGAUAAAGUCAGAAGAAACUAUCUCUUCAAAGGAAGAAAAGUCACACACACAAACCUUGGCUGGUCGGUUCUAUCAGAUUUUUUACAAAAAUUCUGAUGGACCAUCCACAACUUAUGUAAAAUUCACAGAUUCAACUGAAUUGUCUGAUAGUGUGAGUACAGAGGAUAAUGAGGACGCACUGGAGGAGCAGUCUUCACCGGUCAGUUUCGAAGAAAUGAUGAGAUCCAUGGAGAUGAGAGAUCAAGGCAGUGAAGUUCCUAGUUAUUUACCAGGAAUAGUUUUAGACCAGUUAUAUGCUGUUGCUCCACAUGAAUUGAAUUCACUGCUCUAUUCACCAGACUCAAACUUUCUGAAGUCUUUAGUAGAUUUCCAGGGAUCCACAGACUUGAAAGUGGGACCUUGGAAGUUUGAGAAUGAUGGUACAAGUUUAAGGAGAGUAGUCACUGUUACUAAGGCUGCAAGUAGAUUGGUCAAGGCUUUGAAAGCAACAGAGGAGCAAAGUUAUGUGAAGGCUGAUGGAAAGACAUAUGCAGUAUUUGUCACCGUAAGCACUCCAGAUGCUCCAUAUGGUAACACUUUUAAAACUGAAACUCUUUUCUGCAUCACUGGUGGGCCCGAUCUGCCUUCAGGAGAAAAGACCUCAAGACUGGUAGUCUCAUGGCGGAUGAACUUUUCUCAGAGCACUAUGAUGAAAGGUAUAAUAGAGAAUGGAGCAAAGCAAGGUAUAAAGGAAAGCUUUGAGCAAUAUGCAAGUUUCUUGUCUCAGAAUGUAAAACCAGUAGAUGAAAAAGAGUUUUCUUCUGAGAAGGAUCAGGCAUUGGCUUCCCUUCAAGCAGAGCAACAGUCAGAUUGGAAACUGGCUGUUAAGUACUUUGCUAAUUUUACCGUAAUAUCAACUUUUGUCAUAGGGUUGUAUGUGGCUGUGCACAUCUUGCUAGCAAUGCCUAGCACAAUUCAAGGGCUUGAGUUUGCUGGGCUUGACUUGCCUGACUCUAUUGGUGAAUUGAUUGUCUGUGGAGUACUGGUACUGCAAGGGAAAAGGGUCCUGGAGCUAAUGUCACGUUUUAUUCAGGCAAGAGGACAAAACGCCAAAGGUGGUGACCAUGGAGUGAAAGCACAAGGAGAUGGCUGGUUGCUGACUGCGGUAUUGCUUGAAGGACAUAGUUUGGCAGCUGUUGACUCAAGCGGGUUUUCUGAUCCAUAUGUUGUUUUCAGUUGCAAUGGGAAAACGAGAACCAGCUCGAUUAAGUUCCAAAGUUCAGAUCCCAAGUGGAAUGAAAUCUUUGAGUUUGAUGCGAUGGAUGAGCCGCCUUCUGUACUGGUUGUGGAGGUUUUCGAUUUUGAUGGUCCUUUUGAUGAAGCCACAUCUCUUGGGCGUGCUGAAAUUAAUUUUCUAAAAACUAAAAUAUCUGAUUUGUCUGAUGUCUUGGUUCCCCUUCAUGGGAAGUUGGCUCAAGCCUGUCAGUCUAAGUUGCAUUUAAGAAUUUUCUUGAACAAUACGAAAGGUAACAACCUUGCCAUAGAUUAUUUGUCCAAGAUGGAGAAAGAAGUUGGGAAGAAGAUAAGAUUAAGAUCCCCUCAAACAAAUUCAGCAUUCCAAAAACUCUUCGGACUUCCACCUGAGGAGUUUCUGAUUAACGACUUCACUUGUCACUUGAAGCGCAGAAUGCCCCUUCAGGGCCGCGUAUUUUUGUCUCCAAGGAUAGUUGGGUUUCAUGCAGAUCUCUUUGGACACAAGACAAAUUUUUUCUUUCUUUGGGAAGACAUAGAAGACAUUCAAGUCAUCCCCCCCACGUUGUCAUCAAUGGGCAGCCCUAUUCUUGUAAUGACACUUAAGCCUCACAAAGGAUUUGAUGCAAGACAUGGUGCUAAGACUCAGGAUGAAGACGGCAGGCUAAAGUUCCACUUUCAAACUUUUGUUUCUUUCAAUGUAGCACAUAGGACAAUCAAGGCAUUGUGGAAAGCAAGAGCAUUAACCCCUGAGCAGAAAGUACAAAUAGUUGAAGAAUCGGAGGCUAAGACACUACAAAUAACAGAGGAGGAGUCUUUAGCCAAAAACAUGCAAGUUAUGGACGAAGAAAAUGAAGGGAAAAGCUUACAGAGUGACGAGAGUGGAUCGUUCUUCGGAGAUGAAGAUUUGAGCAUGUCUACUGUUUAUUCGUCUGCACUCUCAGUUCCUACUGAUUUUUAUAUGCAAUUAUUUGGUGGGAAUGAGGUUGAGCGGAAAAUUAUGGAAAGAGCUGGAUGCCUUAGUUAUUCUCCUAGCAACUGGGAAUCUGAAAAGACUGAUGUUUAUCAAAGGCACCUUUAUUACAAAUUUGAUACAUGUGUAUCCCGUUAUGGAGGUGAGGUUACUAGCACACAGCAGAAACUUCACCUUCCUGAGAAAAAUGGGUGGCUUGUAGAAGAAGUGAUGACACUUCAUGGGGUCCCUCUUGGAGACUAUUUUACUCUUCACCUUAAAUAUGUAGUCGAGGAUCUUCCCUCAAGAUCAGUAGGAUGCAGUGUUUCCGUUCAGUUUGGAAUGACAUGGUUGAAAUAUGCUAAACAUCAGAAAAGGAUGCAAAAAAACAUCGAAUCCAAUCUGAAAAAGCGUCUGUUGAUCAUGUUUAGCUCACUUGAGAAGGAAUUUCAUGACUUGGGAUAAUACUCCGUAGUAUACAUGUGACCUGACUAUAACAUGUGCAUUUAGUAUAACAUGCGACCGACAGUGUAACCUAUAAUCUAACAAGGGAUUUCUCUCUGCCAUAACAUAUUAACACGUGACUGACGCUGUGAGUGUUGUAUAUCUGCUGAUGAAGAGAAGGAUGUGACAAGGAUGAAUGUAUAGGUAGGCUGUAGGCAUAACUGAGCUGCAGCUGUCAUGAUAGAGAGCUGCUUAAGAGGACCAUGUUAUAGUCAAAUAGCCGCAUUGGGAAUUUCCUUCUUAUGUAAGAUGUACAAAAGUUUGUGCUAGGUCUCAGAGAUGUAAAAUACAAAAAAAGUUACAAGUCAAAAACAAAGUUCUUUGAGUGAAAUGUGGCUUUGUAAAUCAUUAUGAUUUAUGAUACUAUACCAUAUACGAUAGCAUAUUACAACUACAUUCAUGUACGUGAUAAGAUAUAAUUGAAUUCAUUAUGCAUUAAAAAUCAGUAGAUUUGAGCUGGUACUUGUCCUGGGUGAUACUGGGGCACGGUCUAUU